ACAGCGGACAUGAGCAACACCAGCAUGAACAUGAGGGGCAAGAUCAUCUUCUACGAGGACAGGAACUUCCAGGGUCGUUCCUAUGAGUGCAUGAGCGACUGCUCCGACAUGACCUCCUACCUGAACAGGUGUCACUCCUGCAGGGUGGAGAGUGGCUGCUUCAUGGUCUACGACCGCCCCAACUACAUGGGAAACCAGUACUUCAUGAGGAGGGGCGAGUACGCUGACUACAUGAGCAUGAUGGGAAUGAGGGACUGCAUCAGGUCUUGCCGUAUGAUCCCCAUGCACAGAGGCCAGUUCAGGAUGAAGAUCUACGAGAGGGAGAACUUCGGUGGUCAAAGUCACGAGCUGAUGGACGACUGUGACAACAUCCAGGACCGUUACCGUAUGUCCGACUGCAUGUCCUGCAACGUGAUGGACGGCCAGUGGCUGAUGUACGAGCAGCCCCACUACAGAGGCAGGAUGAUGUACCUGAGGCCUGGAGAGUACAGGAGCUUCAGGGAGAUGGGCAUGAGCGGCCAGAGGUUCAUGAGCAUGAGGCGUAUCACUGAUUCUUGCAACUAAAUUUUCACGAAAUGUUCUCUGAAUGUGUCAAAU
This is a messenger RNA of Centropristis striata (black sea bass), 597 nucleotides long. RefSeq names its product gamma-crystallin M3-like. Gene Ontology annotation, molecular function: structural constituent of eye lens. The record is from RefSeq and is a predicted model, not a curated record. Gene Ontology annotation, biological process: visual perception; lens development in camera-type eye. The transcript is spliced from 3 exons. Lineage: Eukaryota; Metazoa; Chordata; Actinopteri; Perciformes; Serranidae. Bases 10 to 564 code for a protein of 184 amino acids.